GACCUGACCUACGAUCCAUGGACACCAUGACCACCCUCUCAAUGGGCCCAGAUGAAUCCAGUGCCAGUGGGGAGGCCACUGAUGUGCAAGGUGGUCUGGACCCAGGCCAUACCACGGCCUUAAUGGAGACGUUGGCACGGCACUACUUUGGGCUGGAGCUCGAUACUGUGGAGCCUGCGGCCAUGGAUGCAACACAGCAGGCUGAGAUGGCCAGCUUGGCCGACUGGGCCACCAAUGUCUUGGGUGGAGGAGUUGUGGAUCUGGACCGUGCAGUGAGUGCGGCACGGACGGCAGGUGCAGUUCUGAAACCCGGCAAGUGUGCAGAUGCCCUCGCACCGGCCAUCUCUGCAGCCAACGAGGCCAUGGCCAAGAUCCGUGAGUUCCAGGCCGAGCAGGAGAAGGUGAAGCACCUUCGCCAAGCUGUGUGUCGUCAGGCCGAGAGCAUGACUCACAAGCUGAAGCACAGCUUCGAGCAAGGAGAGAUCACCGAGGAUGAGAUGCAUCGCCGAGCCCAGGCGGUGAUUGUCUGGCAGUCAAAGAAAGAUGGGGAGUGUGAUGGGAAGCUCGGCACCAUGGAGCCAGAUGUCUGUGAGAAGACGGAGACAGCAGCCGGCUUGAUUCUGGAUGCCUGGAUUAAGCUGAGACCCCGUGCAAUGGCCAUGCCAGUGAUUGAGGAGUGUGGAGAACACCCCAUGGAUGUCGAUGAAGAGGCUUUGGACAGUUUGCUGGAGCAGGAGCUGGAGAUGGGACUUGCAGAUGACUUUCGGACAAAGGAUGCACCGGCUGUGUUCCAGCCAGAUCCGCCGGCGCCAGCCUCCUCGGAUGAGGGUGGGAGUAACGCUGCCCCGAUGCAGCCAUUGCAGACAUCGCCCGAAGAGUCCUUGGCCGGCAAUGAGCCGAAGCCCGGAAAGCCGAAGGGAGGCGGUGCAGUUUAUGCAGCUAUCGAUGCUGGCCUCAUCGACCAAGUGCUAGCUCGCCCCGACUCCUUCAAUAUACAGGCGACCGUGAAGCGCCGGGAGCAGGAGACGCACCAGGAACACAUCCUUAGAGUCGCCCACAACUGCUUCAUGAAGUUCUCUCGAAGCACAAAAAGCAAGACUUGCCCUCCGGAAGUGGUCGAUGCCAUGAUGCAGACGAAGAAAGGGAGCCAACGGUUGGACGACUUGUUCGUGCAGUACUUGAGUUGCAAUGGGCAAUGGAUGGAAUCGACACUCGUUGCUACGGCCAAGAGCAAGAAAUCCAAAGACCUGCAGUGUGCGGACAGCUACGAGCGGUACAUGGAUUUGAAGAAGAAACACGGGGCACUGACUGCCAAGCUCAUUAGAGAUGAGAAACGUGCACUCCAGGAUGCUUUGGACAAAAAGCCUGACGACAGCAUCCUCCCGUACAUCCUGGCCCAUCCUGACCUCCCGGGGUCGGAGGAUUGGGAGCUGAUUCGUGUGUUCGAUUCUGCAAAGAUCGUUGCAAGCGACAAGACGGAGACAGAGGCGUCUCUGUCGGCAGAGAUGCAAUUGGACUUGCAGAAGGAAGCGGAAGAGCUGAAGCGGCUCAGGUCCGAGCCACUCCGCAAUGGCUAUGUCGCCGAGCUCCAUCUGCAUCGUGGCAACCUCAAUGAGAUGAAGGAGAAGCUGCAGGCAGAGGAUUUGGAGGAGUCCGCAGAGAAGCAGGAUGCAUGCACUGCUGCAGUGGCGGAAACCAUGAAGGCAUACCAGGAUGCCGCAUCGAUGAUCAAGAAGAAGCUUGACCUGAGCUUUGCUGGAGCUGCAGAGAUGCUCCGCCAGGGGCACAAGGAGGUGCAUGCGAAGGGAGGUGAUCUAGGCCUUUUGGGAGACCUCAUUCGGCGUGCUGGCUGCAACGGCAAGCAUGGUUCGAACAUCGAACGUGAUGUUCUACGAACAUUGAGCAAGACUGUGGGCUCCGAUGUUCCGAUAUCCUAUGUCAAAGUGCCGAUGCUCACCUCUGUCACCAAUGACACUGUGGUGCAGAGGAUGAUGCCAGUGGUGCUGCCACACCACCUUUUGCAGUACCUGCAUGAAAUCAAUGCCGACCGGAUCGAUGUGGAACUUUGCCACCAGUACUGGAGCCAUGUGAGGUUACACACGCAGUGGGGCCGAUUGCACCCAUGCUCAUGUCAUGAUUCACCAUGCAAUCCAACUUUCCUUUAUGGCGAUGAUGUUCAGUUCAAUUCGAACGAAAAGUUGACAUGUGUUUGCUUGGGCUAUGUACUCUCCGAGAAAAAGGGCCUCUCCCUCCGGACACAUUACCCAUUAUUCGUGGUGCGGCAGGUUCUCAGCUGCGGCUUUGCCACCAUCCAGGCAUACACGAAGCCAGUGGUUGCAUCGCUGAAUGCAGCCCUUUACGGAUUUGUGCCGGAGCGGCCCAUCCUCACUCCGGAGGGCUACUGCGAGUACGAUGACUGUGUGCCAAAGCUCUCAAAUCAACCCCUGGCGACACUGAAUGGUAACAUUGUCCGCUAUCCUCUUUGUGAAAUUCGGGCUGACUGGAAGUUCUUCAAGGUCCGUGUGAUCACAAGCUGGCUGGCAGACUUGAUGACUGGGCUGGUUCAUGAUGAGAUCUACCAGACGGAGGAGCUGAUCCUCUUGGCCCAGUGCAUGCAUUUCUGCUCUGCCCUCAUGAACCAUGUGGAAUGGGCCCCUCGCUUCCUCAACGACUCCCAGAUCCAGGCCAUGCAAGAGCUGGCAUACUUUGCCGGCCGGGAGAGUGGCCCAGCUGAGUUGGGCUAG
Messenger RNA from Symbiodinium sp. CCMP2456, 2744 nucleotides. The record is from the annotation of a GenBank genome assembly. NCBI's taxonomy places the organism in Eukaryota, Dinophyceae, Suessiales, Symbiodiniaceae.